AUGACCGUCGGCAUGAACCUGUUGAUUCUGAGGGCGUUUCACAUCGACAAACGGUUGCGUACCUACUCCAACCAGUACAUCCUUAACAUCACCAUCUCUGAUCUCCUAGUAGGGUUCGUUAUGGCCAUUCGGUGUUCGAUUAUCCUGUACGGCACAUGGAUCUUUGGGGACGACCUCGGAAUUAUUUUUAUUGGUGUCCAGAAUAUAGUUCUUGGAGUAUCAGUCCUGGGAAUUAUUGCUAUUUGCUUGGACCGUUACGUCGCGACGUAUCAUCCGAUUCGCCAUUUCCAACGUAAGAAAAAGAGAGUAGCAUACAUGGUCAACGCCAUUAUCUGGAUGGUGUCCUUGGCCUUUUGGAUACCUAUUGCGGUGAUCUGGGACUUUGUCCAACCAUCUGCACCGAAGGAUGAAAAUGACCCCUUUGCUCCUAAUUACGGUAAUUACAUCUAUUCUACUGUGGCACUUGCAGUUUGUAGAUUGGCAAUUCCAUUCAUCAUCAUCGCAACCCUUUAUCUCAAGAUUUAUAUCCGAGUAAAAGGAUCGGGAAGCAAGUAUCUUUCAAACAAAUUUGAGUUAAAGACAAAAGAGGAAACAAGGGGAACGAGAGGAAAUACCGUGGCGACGAUACAAUGUCAACUAAGUGCAAAGAACUGCGUGGCACACCGUAAUGAUCACAAAAGUGCAAACGACUACGCAGUCGACAAUGCCAAAGAUAUAUACAUUCGGAAAGCUUCUUCGAUAAGACAACCUUUUGCGUUACAUGAUACCGCCGGUCUGCGACAAAACAAUGGCCACUCGAGUUCAGUUAACCAACUAGAAAAACCAGGCGACGCCGCAUCAAUGCCAUCGCGUUCAAAAGGCUUCCCCAGGAGCCGAAAAGAUCGCCUUUCCACUCGUGACAACUACAAGAUCAUGCGGACACUAACCUUCAUCACGGCUGCCUUUUUCAUUACUUGGCUACCCAACAGUAUUAAUGUUAUUUAUUUCUAUGUGGCGUCCAACAAUCCGGUCUUUGCUGAAAUUUCCCGCUGGGUGACUUACCUCAACAGCCUUAUUAACCCGAUCUCCUAUGCUUUUGCUCAGCCUAUUUUUCGUGAAAACAUUCUAAGGAUUCUGAAAUUUCGACGAUAA
Molecule: messenger RNA, 1131 nt
Organism: Lytechinus pictus (painted urchin)
Lineage: Eukaryota; Metazoa; Echinodermata; Echinoidea; Temnopleuroida; Toxopneustidae
Product: 5-hydroxytryptamine receptor-like
Exons: 1
Coding region: 1-1131 (376 amino acids)
Biological process (GO): adenylate cyclase-activating adrenergic receptor signaling pathway
Cellular component (GO): plasma membrane
Molecular function (GO): G protein-coupled receptor activity; dopamine neurotransmitter receptor activity, coupled via Gi/Go
Source: RefSeq, a predicted model, not a curated record